Molecule: messenger RNA, 783 nt
Organism: Hibiscus syriacus
Lineage: Eukaryota; Viridiplantae; Streptophyta; Magnoliopsida; Malvales; Malvaceae
Product: B3 domain-containing protein REM16-like
Exons: 3
Coding region: 52-783 (243 amino acids)
Molecular function (GO): DNA binding
Source: RefSeq, a predicted model, not a curated record
CUCCACUCGGGCUCAGCUACUCAAUCUCUCUGAUCUGUUUGUUUAAAACAAAUGGAAGAUACAUGUAAGGAUUGUAGGAACUGGGAAGAGGAAAUCUUUUGGACCCAUUUUCAGUCCAUUCAUUUCUCCCAAUUUCUCCAUGCUGAUUUUCUUCACCGCUUGGAAAUACCAGAAAAGUUUGCUAUGAUUGUCAAGGGAAAGCUUCCAGAAACUGUGACUCUUAAAGGUCAAAGUGGUGGUGUCAUAUGGGAUGUAGGACUGACAGAAGAUGAUGGUACCUUGUUCUUCAAUGAUGGAUGGAAAACUUUUGUAGAACACCAAUCAUUGAUCGAGAAUGACUUUCUGAUCUUCAGAUACAAUGGAGUGUCCCGUUUUGAUGUUCUGAUGUUUGAUGGGGAGAGCUUGUGUGAGAAAGCAUCUUCUUAUUUUGUUAGGAAGUGUAUGCAUUCGGAAUCUGAAUGUGGACACCAAACGAAAAGGAAGUUCAGUGAAAAUCCUCAAGAAAUUGUGAACAACUCUUCACAGUGUGGCCUUGAAAGCAGUCUGGAGAAAUCGACUAACAAUGACAUCAACACGAGGCAAUCAACGAAAGCUAUUGAGUCCGUGGCUGGUAAUAAGAGAAAGAAGAUCCGAAAUUUGGAUUCUGGUACUCGGGGCCUUGGAGGCAAAGAACUUUCUACUUUUCCUUGUAAAGUGAAGGUCGAAAGACUUGAAACUGGUAGGAGCACCUUAAAGACUUAUUCUGAACAUAUUAUGGUCACUCCCUAUGCAUCCCAUGGUUAA